Diaporthe citri is the source of this 1500-nucleotide messenger RNA. RefSeq lists its product as uncharacterized. Gene Ontology annotation, cellular component: cytoplasm. Lineage: Eukaryota; Fungi; Ascomycota; Sordariomycetes; Diaporthales; Diaporthaceae. Gene Ontology annotation, biological process: NAD+ biosynthetic process. Gene Ontology annotation, molecular function: kynureninase activity; pyridoxal phosphate binding. Bases 1 to 1500 code for a protein of 499 amino acids. The transcript has a single exon. The record is from RefSeq and is a predicted model, not a curated record.
AUGGACUUCGGUGUGACUGCUGACCAGAUACGCUCCGGCAAGAAGCCGGCCUUCAGUGACCUUUCACGGGAGCAUGCUCGGUCACUCGACGGCUCUGACCCAACCAAGCACCUGCGGAACGAGUACAUCUUCCCAACCAAGGCCUCACUCAAGGGCAAGGCGCUCAAGCCCGUGGCAUCCUCGGCGGCCACGACCGUGAACGGCACAGCACAUGCCGCCAACGGGCAGGACGAGGAUGGGAACGGCGCCAUCUACUUCUGCGGCAACUCGCUGGGCCUGCAGUCCCAAGCCACACGGCGAUACAUCAACGCGCAGCUGGACACGUGGGCAUCCAUCGGGGUCAACGGCCACUUUGCAGACCUCGAGGGCUCGCCCCUCGUCAACUGGCAAGACAUGGCCGCCCAGUGUGCCACCCAGUCGGCGGGCUUCAUGGGCGCGCUCCCCAGCGAGAUUGUCUACAUGAACACCCUGACGACCAACAUCCACCUGCUGCUGGCCGCCUUCUACAGGCCGACAGAGAAACGCCACAAGAUCAUCCUGGAGUGGAAACCCUUUCCAAGUGAUUACUACGCCAUCCACUCGCACAUCCAGUGGCACAGUCUGGACCCCGCCAAGUCCAUGGUAGAGGUCUGGCCCAAGGAUGAGACCUUGUACAUCCCCACCAGCCAGAUCCUCGCCACCAUCGACGAGCACGCCCACGACACGGCUCUCAUCCUCCUCCCGGGGAUCCAGUACUACAGCGGACAGCUGUUCGACAUGCCAACCAUCACCAAGUACGCGCAGGACAGAGGCGUCGUGGUGGGCUGGGACCUGGCCCACGCGGCAGGAAACGUCGACCUCAAACUGCACGAGUGGAACGUCGACUUUGCCAUGUGGUGCACGUACAAGUACAUCAACGCCGGCCCGGGGUCCAUCGCCGGCGCCUUUGUGCACGAGCGCCACGGCAAGGUGGAGUGGGCCCCGGACGCCGACAGCGAGGACGGGCAGCCCAAGCCCGUGUUCCGGCCUCGCCUCAGCGGCUGGUACGGCGGCGACAAGAGCGUGCGCUUCCAGAUGGCCAAGCAGUUCCAGCCCACCCCCGGCGCCGGCGGCUUCCAGAUCGGCAACCCCUCGGCGCUGGACCUUGCCGCCCUGAGCGGCGCCCUGAGCAUGUUCAACGAGGCCGGCUUCACGAACCUGAGGAACAAGAGCCUUGUGCUGACGUGCUAUGCCGAGGCCAUGCUGAAUCAGAUCCUGGCGGAUGAGCAACAUGCCGCGAAGCCUGCGUUUACCAUAGUGACGCCGGCCAACACCGCUGAGAGGGGAGCACAGCUCAGCAUCCUGCUGAGGGAUGGCCUGCUGGACAAGGUGCUGGAGGAGUUCACCGAAGAGGCAAUUGUGUGCGACAAGCGCAAGCCCGACGUCCUUCGCGUGGCGCCGGUACCCAUGUACAACAGCUUCGAGGAGGUUUGGAGAUUCAUGGAGGUCUUGAGGACGGCGCUUGGUAUCCCUCGCAGGUGA